Molecule: messenger RNA, 489 nt
Organism: Abrus precatorius (Indian licorice)
Lineage: Eukaryota; Viridiplantae; Streptophyta; Magnoliopsida; Fabales; Fabaceae
Product: histone H3.2
Exons: 1
Coding region: 46-456 (136 amino acids)
Cellular component (GO): nucleosome
Molecular function (GO): DNA binding; protein heterodimerization activity; structural constituent of chromatin
Source: RefSeq, a predicted model, not a curated record
ACGACCAAAAUUAUUUCCGUCGUAGUUAUUUUACGGUGAUCACGGAUGGCUCGUACGAAGCAAACUGCUCGCAAGUCAACCGGCGGUAAGGCUCCGAGGAAGCAGUUGGCAACUAAGGCUGCUAGGAAGUCGGCUCCGGCGACUGGCGGCGUGAAGAAGCCGCACCGCUUCAGGCCAGGCACGGUAGCGCUUCGCGAGAUCCGAAAGUAUCAGAAGAGCACAGAGCUCUUGAUCCGAAAGCUUCCGUUCCAGCGAUUGGUCCGUGAAAUCGCGCAGGACUUCAAGACCGAUCUCCGGUUUCAGAGCUCAGCCGUGUCGGCGCUUCAAGAAGCUGCGGAGGCUUAUCUCGUAGGACUCUUUGAGGACACCAAUCUCUGCGCCAUUCACGCCAAGCGCGUUACUAUCAUGCCUAAGGAUAUUCAACUCGCAAGGCGCAUUCGGGGCGAGCGUGCUUAAUCUUAUUGCUAGAGUUCGUGUAGAUUAUUUCUA